Elephantulus edwardii (Cape elephant shrew) is the source of this 1031-nucleotide messenger RNA. RefSeq names its product claudin domain containing 1 (gene CLDND1). Lineage: Eukaryota; Metazoa; Chordata; Mammalia; Macroscelidea; Macroscelididae. The record is from RefSeq and is a predicted model, not a curated record. Bases 270 to 1031 code for a protein of 253 amino acids. Gene Ontology annotation, cellular component: membrane. The transcript has 6 exons.
UCCCUCCUUCCCUCCUACAACUCCCACAAGCCUCUUCGGCUCUGGACCCGGGCUGGCCUGGGGUGGAGGCGCGGAGGCGGAGGCGCGGGAGUUAUGGAGGGGGCGGGCCCUGCAGGGAAGUGCGUCAGAGGAGGCGCGGGGAGGGCAGGGUGCUGUGGUCUGAGCUAGAGGGUGAAGCUGGUGGAACAGGAGGAUGGGCGUAUGCAGGUGAUAGACUAGAGAACAAGACCUCUGUCUCCGUAGCAUCCUGGAGCAGUCUGAAUGCCAGAAUGGAUAACCGUUUUGCUACAGCAUUUGUAAUUGCUUGUGUGCUUAGCCUCAUUUCCACCAUCUACAUGGCCGCCUCAAUUGGCACAGACUUCUGGUAUGAAUAUCGAAGUCCCAUUCAAGAAAAUUCCAGUGAAUUGAACAAAAGUAUCUGGGAUGACUUCAGUAGUGAUGAGGCAGAUGAAAAGACUUACAAUGAUGCACUGUUUCGAUAUAAUGGCACAGUGGGAUUGUGGAGACGUUGUAUUACCUGGCCCCAACACACACACUGGUAUAGCCCACCAGAAAGGACAGAGUCUUUUGAUGUGGUCACAAAAUGUAUCAGUUUCACACUAAAUGAGCAGUUCAUGGAGAAAUUUGUUGAUCCUGGAAACCACAAUAGUGGGAUUGAUCUUCUUCGGACCUAUCUUUGGCGUUGCCAGUUCCUUUUACCUUUUGUUAGUCUGGGUUUGAUGUGCUUUGGGGCUUUGAUCGGACUUUGUGCUUGCAUCUGCCGAAGCUUAUAUCCCACCAUUGCCACAGGUGUUCUCCAUCUCCUUGCAGGUCUUUGUACUCUAGGCUCAGUAUGUUGUUAUGUUGCUGGAAUUGAACUGCUCCACCAGAAACUAGAUCUGCCUGAGAAUGUUUCAGGUGAAUUUGGAUGGUCCUUUUGCCUUGCUUGUGUCUCUGCUCCCCUGCAGUUCAUGGCUUCUGCCCUCUUCAUCUGGGCGGCUCACACCAACCGGAAAGAAUAUACCUUGAUGAAGGCGUAUCGUGUGGCAUGA